Messenger RNA from Impatiens glandulifera, 2533 nucleotides. RefSeq names its product type IV inositol polyphosphate 5-phosphatase 7-like. The transcript is spliced from 10 exons. Bases 497 to 2329 code for a protein of 610 amino acids. Gene Ontology annotation, biological process: phosphatidylinositol dephosphorylation. The record is from RefSeq and is a predicted model, not a curated record. Gene Ontology annotation, molecular function: phosphatidylinositol-4,5-bisphosphate 5-phosphatase activity; inositol-polyphosphate 5-phosphatase activity; phosphatidylinositol-3,4,5-trisphosphate 5-phosphatase activity. NCBI's taxonomy places the organism in Eukaryota, Viridiplantae, Streptophyta, Magnoliopsida, Ericales, Balsaminaceae.
AAAGAGAAAAGAAGAAAAUAUCAGAUAUUGCCGGUUGCCUGAAUCUUGCCGGCCCCGGCUUUGGGUUUUAGAUUAGAAGAAGAAGCAGAAGAGGGUCUUCACCGCUUUAUUCUGUUCAAAUCAAUACUUUGCUCUGUAGCCCAGACCCAGAUUCCAAGAAAGUAAACAUCUCUCUCUUUCUCUCUCUACCUUCCUUCUUCUUCCUCCUUGAGCUCCCUCUCUGCAUUUGCUACUUCUUUUAGCUUCAAAUACCCUUCUCUCUCUCUCUUAGUCAAAAAGAAAACCUAAAGGAAGAACAGCCCUUCUCUCUUCUUCUUCUGAUCUGGGGGUAUAAACAAAGAAACAAACAAACAUUUAAGAGCUUAAGAGAGACUAAACCUGCAUGCAGCAAAGAAAACCCAACAACAAUUUCUUACUUCCUUGAAGAAAUCGAGAAAUUUGGGGAAAACCCUUUUAUGGAAUUCAGUCUUCUCAACAACCCACAAGUUCUUAAACAAUGAAUGAUGUUAAUUCUAAGAAAAGCAAGCUCUCUUGGUCGAAGAAAUUUGUUAGAAAAUGGUUCAACAUUAAGACUAAAUCUGAUUGUCAGCUUGCGGAUGAUGUUGUUCAUGGCGGCGGUGAAUCAGAAUGGAGAAAUAAUUUCACAGAGAAAUCAGAGUCUUCUUCUUCUACACUUAAGAGGAGUAGAACAGAGAAGAUAAGCAAGAAAACUGACCGCAGUCGUCGUGGUAAAGUUAAUCUUGAUCAUCCCCAAAUCAUCAAUGUGCAAAACUAUAGUCUCUUUGUUUCUACAUGGAAUGUUGCCGGAAGAUCCCCUUCAAGCGAUCUUAAUUUCGAUGAUUUCAUACAUUCAGCACCACCAGCUGAUAUAUAUGUUCUUGGAUUUCAAGAAGUUGUUCCUUUAAACGCCGGUAAUAUUCUGGUGGCUGAAGAUAAUGGUCCGGCGAAGAAAUGGCUGUCGUUAAUCAGAAGAACGUUAAACGAUCUCCCCGGAAGCAGCGCCGCCGCCGCCGGAGGAAGUAACCGGUGUUAUACUCCGUCUCCGAUCCCGAAUCCGGUAGCUGAAUACGACGCUGAUUUUGAAGGAUCGACGGACAAGAAAUCGUCUCUUUUCCCUCGCCGGUCGUUUCAAGCUCCCCGGAGCUGGAGAAACGAGUACGAUGCUUCUGGUUCGCAGCCGCGUCUUGACCGGAGAUACAGCGUUUGCGAUCGUGUUAUAUUCGGUCGUCGACCGAGUGAUUAUCGGCCGUCUGAUUCUUCUUCGAGUCAGCGACCGAGUGAUUACUCGUCCGGCGGAGGUCAUAGACCGAGCGAUUAUUCCUCCGGGCAGCGACCGAGUGAUUAUUCGUCGGGGAGGAGGGCGAGUGAUUUUUCGAGGUGGGGUUCUUCAGACGACGAUGGAAAACCGUUUGAUUCUCCGAGCACGGUUGUGUUCUCGCCGACGUCUAGCAGCGGUUAUAUUCCGACUGAGGACGGUUACAAAAUGUCGGUUCCGAGGCAGUCUAGAUAUUGUUUGGUUGCGAGUAAGCAAAUGGUUGGAAUUUUCAUCACGGUUUGGGUUAAGAGCGAUUUGAGGGAACAUGUUAGUAACAUGAAAGUAUCUUGUGUUGGUAGAGGAUUGAUGGGUUAUCUUGGUAAUAAGGGAUCGAUUUCGGUUAGUAUGUUGUUGCAUCAAACAAGCUUUUGCUUUGUAUGUAGUCAUUUGACAUCGGGGCAGAAGGAAGGGGACGAGUUAAGAAGGAAUGCUGAUGUUUUGGAGAUUUUGAAGAAGACGAGAUUUCCGAAAGUUCAUAAAAUGGGAGAUGUGAAAUCUCCCGAAACGAUUCUUGAGCACGAUCGAAUUAUUUGGCUAGGCGAUCUGAAUUACAGAAUUGCCCUUUCGUAUCGGUCGGCGAAGGCGCUCAUCGAGAUGCAGAACUGGAGGGCGUUGUUGGAUAAAGACCAGUUGAGGACAGAACAAAGAAGGGGUAGCGUAUUCGAAGGUUGGAAAGAAGGGCAAAUAUACUUUCCGCCAACAUACAAGUACUCGUACAAUUCGGAUCGAUAUUCUGGGGACAAUUUACACUCGAAAGAGAAACGACGCACUCCUGCAUGGUGCGAUAGGAUCUUAUGGUUUGGGCAGGGGGUUCAUCAAUUAUCAUACGUUAGAGGAGAAUCAAGAUUCUCGGAUCAUAGACCAGUUUAUGGGAUAUUUUGGGCGGAGGCAGAGUCAUAUCAAGGCCGACUAACGAAAAGUGCAAGUUCUCGAUUGAGCUCUAGCUCUAGGAUUGAAGCCGAAGAACUAUUGUCUUCGUAUUCAAAUGGAUAUACCGAAUUUUGCUUUUUUUGAGAGCUUUCAUCAUUGAUCGUAGCGUGGGUCUUGCAGUCAAAUUCCCUUUUUUUUUGCUCGUUUCUCGACGAGAAUGUUCUCGUCGAAUGGAUACGAGCGAUUUCAGAAUAUCUAGCUAGGAGAUUCUUUAAUUGUUUGAGCAGUUGAAGCCCAUUUUGUAUUAUAAUUGUUUUUUCAAAAAAAAUACAGAAAUUAUGAAAGAAA